Dioscorea cayenensis subsp. rotundata (Guinea yam) is the source of this 894-nucleotide messenger RNA. Its product is annotated as peptidyl-prolyl cis-trans isomerase CYP18-1. The record is from RefSeq and is a predicted model, not a curated record. The transcript has 5 exons. NCBI's taxonomy places the organism in Eukaryota, Viridiplantae, Streptophyta, Magnoliopsida, Dioscoreales, Dioscoreaceae. Gene Ontology annotation, biological process: protein peptidyl-prolyl isomerization; protein folding. Gene Ontology annotation, molecular function: peptidyl-prolyl cis-trans isomerase activity. The coding region runs from base 166 to 648 and encodes 160 amino acids. Gene Ontology annotation, cellular component: catalytic step 2 spliceosome.
UCCCAAAUCCCAAACAUUGGGGGACUUGAGUGAAGUCUGUAUUGAGGCCUUCCCAGUUCUAGUUCCAGUUUCCAGGAAGUAAUUGCCAACGCGCAAAACCGUGUAGUUGGAAAGGAAGCUGGAGAUUGUGAAGUUAAACAAACCCCUUCUUCUUCUUCUUUUUCUAUGUCGGUCACCCUGCACACCAAUCUCGGCGACAUCAAGUGCGAGAUUGCCUGCGAUGAAGUCCCCAAGGCCUCUGAGAAUUUCCUAGCAUUAUGUGCUAGUGGUUACUAUGAUGGAACCAUUUUUCAUCGGAACAUCAAAGGGUUCAUGAUCCAGGGAGGAGAUCCUACAGGCACGGGCAAAGGAGGGACCAGCAUAUGGGGCAAGAAGUUCAAUGAUGAAAUUCGAGAAUCUCUUAAGCACAAUGCAAGGGGAAUCCUUUCAAUGGCAAAUAGUGGACCAAACACAAAUGGAAGCCAGUUCUUCAUCACUUACGCAAAACAACCUCACCUUAAUGGACUGUACACAGUCUUUGGACGCGUAAUCCAUGGAUUUGAAGUUCUUGACCUAAUGGAGAAAACGCAGGCAGGGCCAGGGGAUCGACCUCUUGCUGAGAUCAGGCUGAAUCGUGUAACAAUACAUGCAAAUCCUCUUGCUGGGUAGUCUUCCAUUGCAAUAAGACCUGCAAGGUUAGAACCAUUUUCUAGAAUCUGAAAUGUAUCCAAGUUUUUUUUUUUUUGUAUAAGAGGGAAAUAUUUCCUCUCCAUGAAUUAACAAACCCAAAUGGAGCGGUGAACCCCUUUUGAGUUCAGGAUGCUGUGUUUGGAUAGAAUGAAACGAGAGUGUUAGUUUUCUUGUGUUUGAUUGACAAGGAAAUUUUCUAUUCAAUUCAUGUUUGUUUUGGCGUUU